Molecule: messenger RNA, 1590 nt
Organism: Hyphopichia burtonii NRRL Y-1933
Lineage: Eukaryota; Fungi; Ascomycota; Pichiomycetes; Serinales; Debaryomycetaceae
Exons: 1
Coding region: 157-1590 (477 amino acids)
Biological process (GO): regulation of peroxisome size; peroxisome fission
Cellular component (GO): peroxisomal membrane
Source: RefSeq, a predicted model, not a curated record
UUUUCGGUUACAAUUUAAUGGAAAGACGAAAAAAUUAAUUAAUAUUGCACGAGUCGACCAAAUUAAAUUAGUCAAAAACAAAUUAGGCACCAUCUCAUCCCUUCAGCUUUUGGAAAACUUUUUAACUGCUUCUUUUUCUCUGCUUGAUGGUGGAUAAUGAACACUAUAAGUGAAGCGAUUUCCCCUCAACAUUUGUCGAAAAAGGAUACUCGGUCCCAGCAUCAUCAGCAUCAACAGUUUCAAUAUCAGUAUCAGUAUCAAAAUAACUUGGGUAGAUCGACACCUCCGUUCUCCAAAGUAAAUUAUAAUAAUCCAUAUAUACAUACCUUCAAUUCUGAGUGGAUUGAUACUCCAGAUAAUUCACCAUCUCGAUAUUCCAAAUUUUACGAUCACAAUACUAAUAUAAAUAUGUCAUCAACUACUACAACUAAAUUGGAAACUCCAAAUAAGUUAAAGAACUCUGGUGCUCUAUCCUUCAAUUAUGUUACCCCAGUUAGCGAAUCUAAAAAUCAUGAUGUUGUCACUGUAAAUGAAAAACCAUUAAGUCGAAAUUCUAGUCCAAAUGAAACUGAAGAAGAGGAUACUUCGGCUAUGGUUAAUUCAAAGAAACACCAGGUUAAAAAUUUUGAUAUUUUUUGGGCAAUGCUCAAUAAUAUAACUGGUAAAGAUAAAAUGGCUAAAUUGGGUCAAUAUUCUUUAAGGCUUCUACUUAAUUAUGCUUCGAGAACUGAAAAUUAUUUAAGUAAUGAUUCAAUUAAUAUUGAGAUUAUAAAUAAGCGUUAUAACGAUAAUGAAAAAAAAUUAAAUUUAAUUAAGAAUUUCAUUAAACAUCCAAGUGAUUUUAUCAGAAUUAUUAUAAUCCUAGUUGUUUCAAUAUUUCAAUCAAAAUUUUCGGGUUUGGCUAAAGGCUUAGGUACUUAUAGACAAUUUCUUAGAUUCGGGAAAUCUCCUUUUAGAAUACGUCAAUUAUAUAAUAAUUUUCUUGAUAAUUAUGAUGUUAAAUCAAAGCAAAUUAAUCCGGGGUUUUUCAAUAAGGAUGUUUUGGGUGAUUUAAUUGGGUUAUAUUAUAAUAUGAAUGAUGAAGCUACAUUAUUAUUCAAAUUAAAUGUUUUAAGUAAUAAAUCAUUAAAAUCUUUUGUUUCAAGACAUGAAUCAUUAGCUUGGUACUACGAUUCAUGGUUAGCAUUGUUCAAUGCAUUUAAUAAAUUACAAGAUUAUUCAAAACAAGAAAUGGAUAUCAAAAUACAAAUUCAAGUUAAGAAAAGAGCCAAAAUAUUAUCCAAACAAUUAUUAGGAGGUACUGCAAUUCGUACAAUUGAUUUACAAAAUUCAAAUUCAUCAUUAAUUGAAGAUUCAAAAGAUGAAAUUAAGUUGAAAGAAAUUCAAUUCAAUAAACAAAAUUCUUAUCUUGAUAUUUACAAGAAUAUAUCCGAUAUUAUAUUUAACUCAUACACUGUCUUCAAUAUUAAAUUACCUUUUGAUACUUUACAAAUAUGGAUGGGUAUUAGUGCUUCAGGUUUAAGCACUAUUAAAUUAUAUCGUGAAAUUAAAAAGAAAUUAAUUGAAGAGUCAAUCACAAGAAAAUCAUGA